Messenger RNA from Saccostrea cuccullata (small rock oyster), 981 nucleotides. Its product is annotated as cilia- and flagella-associated protein 68-like. The record is from RefSeq and is a predicted model, not a curated record. The coding region runs from base 37 to 495 and encodes 152 amino acids. The transcript has 3 exons. Gene Ontology annotation, cellular component: nucleus. Lineage: Eukaryota; Metazoa; Mollusca; Bivalvia; Ostreida; Ostreidae.
GACGCUACGUCAGAGUAUUGUUUACAUUUUGCAAAGAUGUCGGUGACGGAGACAGACCCCCCUUUUCGUGCUAUGGUAAGAGCUAGCGGUCUAGGCGAAGUUUGGACCCACAGCACAGAAGCCAGUAAAUUCAACCAAUUUGGCUGGAGAUGUACAAAUAAAGAAAACUCGUACUCAAACGACACUUUAAUCGGAAACUGGAAUGAGCAAAGAUUCGAUAUCGAUAUAGAAAAACAGGCUAAACGGAACCCAGGCCAGAAUGAACAUUACUUCGAAUCAAGUUAUGGUGUCAGCUAUAAUAAAUCACCACCGUAUGAAGUUCCUAAAGAGUUAAUUCAUUUGAAAGAGAGACAUUCUCAUGCAUUUCCUGGUCAUCAACCUGAGAUAGACAAUCCUAAACUGAAGUCUGUCUAUAACAGCUGGGAAACUACUACCCGCGCCGCCUACGUAGAUCCUAAGAUCCGCCGACAGCCCCUGAAAGAUCCAACCAGCUAGUCAAUGUUAUCCAUUAGAAUAGAAGUCAUAUUUCAUUUUCAAAUAUUGAUUAAAUUUAAAAAGUACACAUCACGAAAGAUAAAAUAUAUUGAGAUAUGCAGUGUUGUGAAAGAAGAUUUUCCUUACUCUUCACCUUUCUUUAUAGAAAAUAUAUAUUUUGUAAUUAUUUUCAUCUAUAUUUUAUGAGAAUAUUUAUAUAUUUUUCAUUUUUCAUUACAGUAUUACUCCAGUAUUAUAUAACUGUGCUCAGAGCCUGUGUCUGCUUCAGUAUUAUAUUUUUUACUUACAAAUUCUGCAUAAUUUCUUGGUGGUUGAAUUAUACCUGUACCUGUACUUAGCUCUGUAAUGUUUUCUGCUCAAUUUUGCAUUUGCUAUAACUUGCUGGAUUUAUUUCAUAUGAAAUGCAUAUAAUAGGUUUAUGUAGCAUAUCUUUUUUUUACAUUUCUAUUUAUUUGUUAUAAGACAGAAUAAAAUUUUGGAAAAAUA